Peromyscus eremicus (cactus mouse) is the source of this 1915-nucleotide messenger RNA. It is a transcript of the gene C20H8orf82, whose product is annotated as chromosome 20 C8orf82 homolog. The transcript is spliced from 3 exons. Lineage: Eukaryota; Metazoa; Chordata; Mammalia; Rodentia; Cricetidae. Bases 66 to 722 code for a protein of 218 amino acids. The record is from RefSeq and is a predicted model, not a curated record.
CUGCCGCCGGAACCCAAAGCACCAGGCGCUGGACCGUCUGUGUGACCUGUUUCCGGUGUGGAAGGAUGUGGCCUCCUUGCAGGUCACUGCGCAACUUGGCUCUAGCCUUGACGAGGUCGCAGGGAGCUCGGGCCUGCAGUGGGGACGAACGUGUCUCCUACACACAGGGCCAAAGCCCGGAGCCCAGAACCCGCGAGUAUUUCUACUACGUGGAUCACCAGGGCCAGCUUUUCCUGGAUGACUCCAAAAUGAAGAACUUUGUCACCUGCUUCAAAGACCUGCAGUUCCUGGUCACCUUCUUCUCCCGUCUGAGACCUAACCAGAGCGGGCGCUACGAGGCCUCCUUCCCCUUCCUCUCCCUCUGCGGCAGGGAGCGUAACUUCCUGCGCUGUGAAGACCGGCCCGUGGUCUUCACGCACCUGCUGGCCCCCGACAGCGCGUCCCCUCGCCUGUCCUACUGCGGCGGCGCCGAGGCCCUGGCCGUACCCUUUGAGCCGGCUCGCUUGCUCCCCCUGGCGGCCAACGGGCGCCUGUACCACCCGGCGCCGGCGCGCGCGGGCGGCGUGGGCCUAGUGCGCUCGGCCCUGGCCUUCGAGCUCAGUGCCUGCUUCGAGUAUGGGUCUGGCUCCCCCGCGGUCCCCUCUCACGUGCACUGGCAAGGUCGCCGCAUCGCCCUGACUAUGGAUCUGGCCCCGCUGCUGCCCACUGCCCCGCCGCCCUGAGCCUCCGGCCGGCUGAGACUGGGUGGGGAGGGUUAAGGCAAAUACUGGGCUUUGUAGUACUCGCAGGUUACCCCCCGGUCCCAGCGCUCCAGGUCGACCCAGAUGUCCCCUGUCACCUGCCGGUGACUGAGUGCGCGUGCGCGCAGAGGCGCUUUGGGCUUCCUGAGGCUGGCGCUGUCCAAGGUUCUGGUGCGGCCCUGCUAUCCUCGGUCCCUACAGAGGUCCUCUCUCCGCCACCUCUAACCCUUACACCGGCCUUGCGUCCCACGGAUUGGCCUGCGCUGGUCACGUCAGGCUGGGCGGCAGGCGCGCGUGGGCCGGUGCGCGCGUGCGCGCCCGCGCCCACCCCCCGCCGCUUCUCCAGUCUUGCCGCCGCAAGCACCGCGGGGAGUCGCUCGCCACUGGAGCAGGUGAGGGGGAUCCUGGCCCAAGGUCACCAUGAUUGGGGGCGGGAUCGGGGCCCUUUAGGUUCUGACUGCUGCACCGAGGAAAGGUCAGGCGAUCUGGCUGCGGGGAGGGGAUGGAAGCCACGCCCUCUAUGAGCAGGCUCGGACUCACUGGGGCGGGAGGGGGAGGUUAGGGGAGGUAGUGCUGGUUCAAAGCGUCUGGUUGAGAGGGCUGCCAGAGACCUCAGCUGGGGCUUCGCGCUGCGCCCGAGGGAGGACACAGGGCUCCUCUCCACUCACCCUCUUCCCGCCUAGAUGAGCACCCAGGAGACUGACAAUCCGCUCCUGCCUAGGAUUAGGGGUUCACGUUCCGAUGAAAGGAUUUCUGGGCUCCUCUAGUAAGGGGCCCUCAUUCCUGUCAUGGCUGUCUUGCACUGAUGCACGUCUGGGCGACUGCAUGAGCAGCAGCUCUGAUCCCUAGUGCACAGAUCAAGGCUUUGCAAAUGAAGGCUGGACAGAUGCACAAGGUCUGGAGCCAGGGACCAGGCAGUGAUUCGUGCUCCGGGAAAUUAAACCCAGAAGCCUAGCAAACAUCCCAGCUUCUUGGGGCUCCACACGUCCUGAGAUAUCUAGGAACUGCCUUUGCCUGCGCCAAAGCUAUUCCAUUAAAACUUUACUGCUCUGCUGCCUCAUCUCUAUUGACUUUAAAUGGCAUGUAUGUGACUUACAAUUGGUGCAAAACUGAAACAAACACCGAGGCCACCUAGUACAGUUCAACUUGACACACGGCAAGGAGACCUAGUGAAU